Cinara cedri is the source of this 755-nucleotide messenger RNA. The record is from the annotation of a GenBank genome assembly. Lineage: Eukaryota; Metazoa; Arthropoda; Insecta; Hemiptera; Aphididae.
AUGCGGGUACAGCUUAAAUGCCUCAUAAAAAAAUCUCCCUGGUUUACUCUUCAGUGUGACGAAAGUACGGAUGUAGCACAAUGUUGUCAAUUGCUAAUGUUUGUUCGAUUUUUAAGUGGAGAUAAUACAAUAAAAGAAGAAUUAUUACUAUCACAAGUAUUAGAAACUACGUCGAUAGGGGUUGACGUUAUGAAAAUAAUUCUUGAUUAUUUUAAAAAACAUAAACUAAUGUGGGAAAAUCUUGCUGGAUUUUGUACCGAUGGCGCUCCUGCUAUGCUCAGGUCACGUUCAGGUUUAGCUACAUUGGUAAAACAAAUAAAUCCUACCACAUUAACUACGCAUUAUAUUAUACAUCNUUAGAAACUACGUCAAGAGGGGUUGAAGUUAUGAAAAUAAUUCUUGAUUAUUUUGAAAAACAUAAACUAAUGUGGGAAAAUCUUGCUGGAUUUUGUACCGAUGGCGCUCCUGCUAUGCUCUUGUCACGUUCAGGUUUAGCUACAUUGGUAAAACAAAAAAAUCCAACCACAUUAACUACACAUUGUAUUAUACAUCGUCAAACGUUGGCGUCCAAAACAUUACCAAAAGACCUAGCUUUUGCGAUGAAAAUAUCCAUACAGUUAGUGAAUGCUGUUAAAAAUAGUGCACUCAAUACACGUGUUUUUCAAAAAUUAUGUGCAAAUAUGGACGCUGACCAUGAAACAUUACUAUUUCAUACUGAAACAAUUUAUAAUAUAAAGCAAUCACGAGCGAAAUAA